UGUUUGUUAUAGGCCGAUUACAGGGCUAGAUCUAGAUUUGGAAUACUAGACUCUAGAUCUAGAUCUAAGUUAAAUGUGUAAAAAGCAUGCUUGUAAAAGUAUCUGGUGACAUUGUGCUUAUCAAUAAAUCCCUUGCUUCGUGUAACAGUGUUAACAAUGAAAAUGUACAAGUAUGAACUCCAUUUUGUGGCUGGUCAAUCUUAAUGUGUUGAAGCUGAACAAUUUUCACCUGAUUUUCUAUUAUAUAGUAACAUAUAUAUAUAGAGAGGGAGAUUUUGUAUGUCUCGUGAAAGACAUUGAUGACUGGCUGCCUGAAUACACUGUGGCCUUUGUUAAAGAGAUUUUAUCAAAUUUCUUGAAACUUCACUUAUUAGUGUCUAUUUGAAUACCAUUUCUGAUUCUAGUGAUUACAAAUGGAUAUUUGAUAUUAUGGUUAAAUACAAAAGGAGCAUCUGAUUUUCCAGAUACUGGACUCAGUGUCAGUACCUUUUAACAACUCAAUAUUAUGGGGGCUUGUGUAUGCAAGGAUAAAAAUCAAGACCCUCCAAUAACGCAAGCAGAAGAAAGCGACAGCAGUUCUCAUGCCAGCACCAAUCGACAGCGGGACCAAAAUAAUUUCGGUAGCUCCUCAACAACUAGUUUUGACACUUCAGAUAACAGACGACACAGACAUCACCACCGCUCUCACAAUAAUCAAAGACAACAUCAUAGUUCAAGUAGGAGGAGUCGAGACGCAGAGAAAGAAGAUGUAGAUCGUCUUGUAUUGGAGACACUAUCAGUUAUUCGCACUUUAGUUGAUAAUGCCCAAGAACCUCCGCUUGCAAUGUUAAUACUUCAUAAAAUAGCUGACUGUGAUCAAGGAUGGUUGAAUGUAGUCAAAUCACUUAUACGAGUCAUACCUAUGGAAGACCCAUUAGGUCCAGCUGUCAUCGCUCUCUUACUGGAUGAGUGUCCUUUACCAACAAAGGAUGCUCUAUUAGAAUUGAAAAGCCAUCUAAACCUUGCUGAGAUGGAAUUAGCUCAAACAUAUUGCAAACCCUGUCAGAAAAGGAACAUUUGUGUCUUAUUGGGGUGUUUAGCAGAAAAAUUAGCAGGUCCACACAGCAUAUCACUUUUAACAUCGGACAUAUUGACUUUCUUGAUACAACAUUUGAAGCCAGAAAAUCAUCCAGUAGUAAUUCUUCAUUCAAUGGUUGCUCUAGAAAAGUUUGCUCAAACUAGUGAAAACAAACUAAGAAUUACACAAGCAUUGCAGCAUUGUGAUGUGCACCCAAUGACAUUACUAGAGGGCUGGUAUACACGUGACAACGAUAAUACUCCACUCAGUUAUAGCCGGAGAGAAGUGGGUUUCUGUGCAGGAUGGUGCCUUGAUAAUUUGUUUAUCAAAGAGGGCCGUCCAUUCUCAUAUGAGCAGCUAGACAGGUCACAUUUGAACGUUAUGCUCAAUAGCAAUGAUGUCAGUGAAUAUUUAAAGAUAUCAGCUGAUGGCCUGGAGGCUCGGUGUGAUGCAUCAUCCUUUGAAAGUGUUCGAUGCACAUUCCAAGUGGAUUCAGGUGUAUGGUACUAUGAAGUGACUAUCGUUACAGAUGGAGUCAUGCAGAUUGGUUGGGCCACAAAAGACAGUAAAUUUCUUAACCAUGAUGGCUGUGGUAUCGGGGAUGAUGAAUUCUCCAUGGCUUACGAUGGAUGCCGACAGUUAAUCUGGUACCAUGCGCAAAGUGAGCUACACACACACCCGUGUUGGAAACCUGGUGAUAUAUUGGGUUUAUUGCUGGAUCUUGAGAAUCAAUACCUGAUAUUUUAUUUGAAUGGAGAUCCGCUGCCUAGUUACAAGCAGCUGUUUACACAUGCCAGAACUGGAUUCUUCGCAGCUGCCAGUUUUAUGUCUUUCCAGCAGUGUGAGUUUAACUUUGGUGAGAAACAGUUUCGUUAUCCCCCGCCACGAGCCUUCAAGACAUUCAACCAAUAUGGUAGACUCUUACCUGAAGAGAAGAUUGUAUUGCCCAGACAUCAGAAAAUGGCCUUGAUGAAUCAGUUUGUGGUCAGUGAAGAUGCCUGUACUCUGUGUUUUGACAAUAUUGCUGAUACACAGCUUUUGGACUGUGGCCACAGAGGCUUCUGUGAAGUUUGUGCCAUUCAGUUAGAGAAAUGUCCUAUUUGCCGCAAAGAGAUUUUGGAAAGAGUCCGGUGUCACAGUGACACUCGUUCACCUACCCCAGGCCUGGUGCUCUUGCAAACACCUGUUGUAUAGAGUGCUUGAUGUUCAUCUUAUACAUAGCCACACACAUAUAUAUAUUUAUACAUUGUACAUUUCAUACACCUGUAUAGAUAGAAACUAUCAGUCACUUGGGUUUUAGUUGAUUUUAUUUAUUUAUUUGUAAUUUGAUCAUCCUCAUCUUCAUUGAGAAAUGUGACAAAUUAUGGUCACAUAUACACAGAGUUCACUCUAUUUCUUUGAGAACUUUAAACUGUACAUUUCAAUAUCUUAUUGAAAUAUAUAUCUAACAAAAAACAAACAAAAAAUUGUUGGUAUCAAACGAUUUUGUAGCAGUGUUUUUCCAUUUUUAUGUAUAAUGGUAUAACAUUUGUCAAAAAGUGACUCUGUUCUUAUUAGUAAGUCUUCAAGUUGUGUCAGAAUUUUUGGAAGCACUUACUCUAGAAAUAUAUUAUUAAAUGACUGUGAAAUUUGACAAAACAUUGACUCCAGCAUUAACUGUAGACUGACUUCAGAAUUCAUUUGUAAUAUGACUUUUACUGUCACUUGAGUUUGUCAAAAAAUAAACUUUUUAUGUAUAAUGAGACUAGUUUGUUCAAGAUAUGAACUUGUACAAAUCUUUAGUUUUGAUUAUUUUGUUCAAGAUAUGAACUUGUACACAUUUUAAAUUUCUCUUAAGUGGUCCAUCAGUCACUGUUCCAUGAUUUUGACAACUCUGAGGUUAAAGUCAUGCUGUAGUCCCAACAGUGUUUUAUGAAAGUUUUUUUUUCUUUCCAAUGUUGGCCUAAUGUAUUUUCCCCACUGGCUAUUGGCCUGCUAUAUUUCCCAACAUGAUAAAGAACCUUCUGUAUUUUCCAUUGUGUUUGCCAACCUAACCUAUAUUCCAUUGUGGUCUAUGACAUUUUUCAGAUGGCUGUGAAUACAAGACCCUAACAGACAUUGUAUGUCUUUUUAUUUAAUUGUAUAUUUUGAGACAUAGAAAAUGGAUUGCAUCUUACUCGCAGUUAGGGUAUUGUUUUUAACUAAUGAACGAAUCAUAAUUAGUUUUGAAUGCUCAUAGAGAAAUGGUAAAAGUAUGUUUAUAAAAGUUUAAGUCCCUAUAACUUUUGGUAAUCUGGACUUCUAAUAAACUGUUUGAGGACAUGGUUGAUAGCCUAACCUCUCAAGGUCUAAAGUAACACUGUAUCAGAAAUGUCCUUAUUGCUUUGUACCACUGGAAUCCUGGGGAUAGAAAUCUCAUGACAAAAUCCACUGAAUCCCUGUACUUUUUUUAAUCCACCAAGCCAAAGUUAACCUUAUAAAGAUAUAAAUCACUGUGCAUCCCCCAGCUUUACUUUGUCCAGCUUGAAAAGGGGGUUGCAUAUGGGAUUAGAACUUCAAAUCUGUAAUUUCAUUCAAACUAAUGUUGUCUGUUCUGUAAUAAGUCUUGUUUUAACUAGGUCAAUCAUGAACAAACAAUAUUAUUGUUUUGGGAGGGGGGGGGGGAAGAUGAUGAAUGGCCCUAAUUAUCUGAUUUAGAAUCUCCCUUUUAAAUGUGAAUCUCUUCUAAAUUAAGAAGAGCUUCUCAUUUAGUUAGCUCUGUUAAAGCCACUUCGGUGAAAAAAAAUAAUUGAAGGGGUUAUUAAAUAUGCUGUGGCCAGAUUUAGCAGCCAAGUUGAACCAGAUAUCAUGUGAUACCAGCUGUUAUGCUUUGCUAUUUAUUUGUCCACCAUAACUUUUUUUUUUGGUUCACUUGAUGCUGGCUGUUGUAUGAACUGGUGUAAUGGGCUGUGUCCCAAUUACUCAUUCAGUGCUCUGUAAUAUUAAUGUGAAUACAUUUGUCACUACUUAGUUGAUAUCAUUUUUUAGUCUUUUGUUUUGGUUUCAUGUUAAAAAUCAUUUUGUCGAUUAAAUCAUUGGCAAAUUGAAUGUGUCAAAAAAAAAAAACCUGAUCUAUUUUGUUUCAGAAAAGUCAAGGCUACACCAGUAUUAUCAAAUAUCAAACUGUUUCUGUCACAUCAAACAAUUUCUAGAGUUUGUUGGUUUGUUGGAGGCUAUUUCUUUUUUGUUUUGUUGCUUUCUCUUUGUCUCAAUGGAAUUCAACUUUUUGCAUAACCUUUUCCUUGAUUUCAUGUGUGUGUUUGUUGUUUUUAUUUUUUAGUUUCUGUCUUCCACAAGAUUCAAAGUCAAGAAAAAUAUUUUAGGAUGAACCUCAGCUUUUUUUUUUUGGAAGGGUGGGUGUGGAUGACAACAUCCAGUGACAACCAAAAUAUAUGUACUAAAAAGUCCUAGAUCUAUCUUGUGAGUGCUUUUAAAGUGAGCCCCCUUCCCUAGAUCUGGAGCAUCUGCUUCUUUGGACAUUGAGUUUUUAAUCACUGCAUUCAUUCAUUUCAAUGUCUCUUUGACCUGACCUAUGUAUACUAGCUGUAACUUAUGAUUUUGUCCAUUUGAUUUUCUCUUGACAAUUUUUUUUUUUUGGAGCUAUUUUUGUUUCUGUAUGAACUCAGAAAAUAUAUGAGGAGAAACUGAA
Molecule: messenger RNA, 4724 nt
Organism: Biomphalaria glabrata
Lineage: Eukaryota; Metazoa; Mollusca; Gastropoda; Planorbidae
Product: RING finger and SPRY domain-containing protein 1-like
Exons: 17
Coding region: 506-2251 (581 amino acids)
Cellular component (GO): cytoplasm
Molecular function (GO): ubiquitin-protein transferase activity; protein binding
Source: RefSeq, a predicted model, not a curated record